AUGUUGACGGUCAGUAUGUCGGGCACCAAUCAUUACAAUAGAAACAGUGAAGGACGAAACCAAUGGAAUACCCAAGUGAUUGUCGAGACUCUUGAGCCAAUUCUACAUCAUCUGGUAGAUGGGGAGAACAUUGUCCACAGACCGACCCUUCUCAAACGGCUGUUGCAGGAGUAUGGUAUUCAAAUCAGCCGUUCAACGCUCAACAAAUACCUCAAGCAAUUCAAUCUUGGAGGACCAAAAAGGGCUGGCUUCUCCAUCGAACAGGUCGAAGGAGUCAUUGUCAUGCACAUCAGACAACACGACCCUCAGAACACAGACUUGCCCGCAAGGAUAGCAGCGGCUUUGGGCAGCCGAGGGAUACACAUUGCUCGUGACAUGGUCCGAGCAGUGAUGAAGACACACUUCCCUGAAGGAUUUGAUCAACGAUCCCGCUCAGCUACAAACAAGACAUCUCACAAUGCUGUCAUUCAGUCUUAUGGACCCAAUGAUCAACUCUCUAUCGACGGGCAUGACAAGUUGUCGAGUAUUGGGUUUCCAAUCUAUGGCAUGCGGGACAAGUUCUCCCGCAAAUGGAUUACUCUUGUUGCAGUUCCCAACAACCGGACUAAUGUCAUCACUUCAUAUCUAUACCUCAAGACGAUCCGGGACAUGGGAGGCAUACCUCUACAGGUCACGAGCGAUCAUGGUAACGAAGUCAUGGAUAUAUUUGGAUACCAAUCGGCUUUGAGAGAGACCGCUGUUGCCCCUUUGGCAGAUCUUAUUGCAAAACUGGAUAUCGGUGUUGCACCCGAACCUCAUCGCUUCCUGUCCUCAACCAGGAACAUCACAGUGGAACGGGGUUGGAAGCCUUUGGUGACCAAAUUCAACCGGAAGAUUCUCGUCAGUACAACCAAUGCAAUUGCAUCUGGUGAUUACAUUGUGGACAAUCGCAGUCAUCGGGUCAUCUACCUAUUCUUGAUGGCACCUCUUGUUCUCGAGGAAUUGGAGAUGUACAAGAAGGCUGCCAAUUGUCAGGUUAUCCGCCGUCAGAAAGGGAUCAGUCUGCCAUCUGGCAUGUCGGCAAACACAGCUUAUACAUCGGAAGGCCAAGAUUGUCUUCUGAGGCUGUCACCUGAUAGCUUGGAUCAGGUCGAUCGAUGGAUUGUGGACAUUGAAGCAGCAUACCCUCGCCUGCUAUGCUUUCUCACAUGGGACGAGGAGAGCUGGGUCAUGUUACUUUGGAACCAUGUUUGCUCGGUGACCGGCGAGCAAGCUCUUCCCAAGGUUUCUUUGCUUAAUAUCUGGUCCACCUUCCGUUUGAUGACAGGACACAUCACAGAUAUCCCAUGUCUUGUAAAUGAAUGA
Molecule: messenger RNA, 1344 nt
Organism: Filobasidium floriforme
Lineage: Eukaryota; Fungi; Basidiomycota; Tremellomycetes; Filobasidiales; Filobasidiaceae
Exons: 8
Coding region: 1-1344 (447 amino acids)
Source: RefSeq, a predicted model, not a curated record